CAAUUGGUUAUUUUCCCCUUUUCAGAAAGACCAAUCAGCAAUGAUCAUCACGAGGCCUCCUUUGGUCAAAAGAUAGAAGAAUUGCACUUGAGCUUCAAUGCGAAUGCGAAUAUGUAAUGCAAGUCAGAUACCAUCUCACCAUCUCACAUACCUACAUCAUACCUGAUCCACGCAUGCAGGUCAAAGAAGCUUGUCUGAGGCUUAGUCACGUCUCGAUUAAUUUCAGCGUCCAAUCACAAGCCCUCCUCAGCCAAAAGCUCGCUUUCGCUUUCGUUAGUUUGCCCACUUUGGGACUAGGGCCUGAAAGCUGGGAUUUCGACUAUGGAACGCCUCACGCCGUCGACGACGACACACAGCAUGCUCCGCCGCGCAGCCUGGCUGAGGUCCUUGUCAUUGGACAGAAUAACGAGUGAGAAUAUAGCAGGGUCGCGAUCUUGGUGCUUCAUAUUCCUUCGUGUGGAGGUAGGUAUCGGGAUAGCAUGCCGUGAAAGUUAUAUAAGGAGGUAGGUAUGCGUAGUCUUGGCUCGAGAUGUAGCUCAUUGAAUAUCGACAUCCAUCUCCAUACCUCUCUCUUCGUUAUAGAGAAUUCAUCUUAUAUAUUUAUUCACUUGACUUCGACCCAUUGUAGCUUGGAAUUGCUAUACCGUCCUCGAACGACCCUCAACAUGGAGAUCACCGUGCGCAACGGCAUCUCCAUUACCCAAAUCAUACUUUAUGUACCAUUCCUCGCAGUUGCUACGCUUCUCUGCGUACGACACGGUUUCGGACAGAACGCAGGAUGGCUAUUCCUGUUCUUAUUCUCGCUCCUGCGCAUCAUUGGCGCGGCGUUACAGCUCGCAGCCACAGCUCAGCCAGAUAAUAUCGGCUUGUUCUUCGGCGCCUUGACCCUGCAAGCCAUCGGACUCACAGACUUCAUCGUCAUGCUGCUAGCCCUGAUCAACAGGGCAUGUGAGAGUGCCGAGAAAGCCCGAAAUGUCCUCGUCAACCCGCGCGUCCUCUACUGGGCACAAUUACUCGUCUUCGUGGCCGUGAUUCUCGGCAUCGUUGGCGGUACGACAGCGGGCAGCAACUAUGCCGACACAGGAAUGUACAAGGCGUCCUCCGUGUCGCAAGCGAGUAUCGGGCUCACGAUAGCCGGUUACGUUCUGUUGGUCAUCGCAACAGCGCAGCUGUUAUUCAGCAUCUCGCACGUCGAAGCCGGCGAGAGGCGCUUAGUUCUGGCCAUUGCCUUUUGCUUGCCCUUUCUCCUCGUUCGCCUCCUCUACCAGGCCAUCGGCACCUUUGACCGGCAUUCUGCGUUCAACAGCGUGUCAGGGAAUGCCUACGUCUUUCUGGGGACCGCCGUCAUUGAGGAGAUCAUCAUCGUUGUGAUUAUUGAAGUGGUUGGUCUGACACUCCAAGUGCGUCCAAAAGCCGAUACACCUGCCGGUGGCUCACGGCCUCUGGGGCGCUUGUACGAUCGUCUCAAGGGACGCUAUGAUGCUAUUGAAAUGCAAGGCGUGGGACAACAUCAGACCCGGCGUCAGGGCCGGCGUCAGGGCCGACAUGAACGACGAUAUGAACAACGAUAUGGCCCCGUUUCUGGGGUAUGAUGUGGGCAGUGCUAGGAUGAUGGAAGUUGAAAAGUUUCUGGGGGCAUGUGUAAGAGUUUUUAGGAAUUAUUGCGUGAGGCGUUUAGAUGGAUACCCAACUGGUCUCUUUUGUUUUGUUCGCUGGACAUAAAAGCACGACGCGAAUAUUAUUAUAUAUUACAUGUUUUAGAAUAAAUAGAAUUUAUACAAACAUGGAAUGGAGGAAAAAAACAUGUGAGAAUCACAGCAUAUCCAUAGUGAGCUCUUGGUGAAAAUGGGAGCGUUUAGGCAGGUGAUUUUUUUGGCGGGGUAAAACUUAAUCACACUCAUGGUGGGAGGGAGGUACUGACUCUUGGCACGUAACGCUGAAUAGUUCGCCUAUCCAAAGAUUUCCCCUUCACCUCAUUGCAAGAAACAACGCCUUCUCCUAAUCCCUCUGCGUGAGCUUUAGUUUUAAGCCAUGCCGGUAUGACUUCCCAUUACCAGAGCUAUUCUAUACGAAUCAGUGUUAACCCAUCGAAAAGCUCAUUAUAGUCACCGGAU
Xylaria bambusicola is the source of this 2114-nucleotide messenger RNA. RefSeq lists its product as uncharacterized. The transcript has a single exon. Bases 510 to 1592 code for a protein of 360 amino acids. Lineage: Eukaryota; Fungi; Ascomycota; Sordariomycetes; Xylariales; Xylariaceae. The record is from RefSeq and is a predicted model, not a curated record.